Molecule: messenger RNA, 1737 nt
Organism: Didymodactylos carnosus
Lineage: Eukaryota; Metazoa; Rotifera; Eurotatoria; Philodinida; Philodinidae
Source: the annotation of a GenBank genome assembly
AUGGCUGCUGCAAAUACAAGUGUCCAUCGAAAAGACAAUGAUAAAAAUUUAAGUGAAGUAAAUGAAGCUGAUCAUGGUUUGAUGUGGAGUAUCGAAAAUGUAUGCUACUGGUUAAAACAAAUUGGCUUAGAAAAAUAUUGUGGUGCAUUUCGAGCUAACAGAGUAAAUGAAUUUUCACUUUUAAGUGAAAAUGGCAAUGUUGAUUUAUUAAGUGAAUUAAUAUCAGAUGUAAAUGAUCGACCUGCAUUUAUAAGAGCUAGACAGGAAUAUAUAGAGAGUGUCAACACACUCGGAAUCGAAAAUGCUAACGUGUCGACCGUAAUUCCUGACAGUAUGAAGAACGAAGAAUUACAAUUCUUAGAACCAAAAAUUAGAAAAAUAUUUUUAUCUCACGAUGCAGAUAUGGAUGGCUAUUUAAAUUUAAAUGAAUUUAUAACAUUUCUCCAACAUCAUUUAAAUCUAACAUUAGAUGAAAGUCAAAUACAUCAAAUAUUUAAUGAUAUGGAUAAGAAGAAAAUAGGAAAACUAGAAUUUCAAAACUUUUUUCAAUAUCUUUCAAACUUAAUUAAGGGUGAUGAUGCGGAAAUAAUAUCGGCAUCGCGCCAGCUGCAACAACAAGAACAACAACCCAUUAGUGCAGCAGCUAAAGCAAAAUUCGAUUUAUUUGUUGCACUUUUGAACGCAGAUAAAGAAGGUAAAUGUCGUUUAGGUGGUAUAACACAGUUUAUGAAUAAAAAAUGGUCUACAUUCAAUAACUAUAUACGUUAUGGUCAAAGUGGACAAGUGGUUAUGACUGGUAGUGAUAAUAUUGACGAUAUUUUACCCGGCGAAUAUUCACUUGUUGAUUUAUCUUGUUGGAAGGAUAAUUUAACAGAAAUGAUUAAACCACUACAUGUUAAAAUACCAAAUGUUCGAUGGCUAUCUAGUCCAGAUAAAAAACCCGGCCUGUUAAUAUUUCCUGCGAACUUUAAUCGUAGUAUUCCGACUGACAUUGCAACCGCUCAAAAUCUCAAAUAUUAUGGCUGUGCAUUUGCAAAUGACAAUCAGUUGAAAGUAUCACUUUUACAUCGGCAUGGUACAUGGGAUUUUACUUAUAUGAAUAGUUAUAAAAAAGAUUAUGUUGAAGGUGUAAAUGGUCCUGGUCUCGAACGUCAUGGCUUUGCACAUUUAGAUUGUCCACAUGCUCAUCAUACCAGAAGUGGACGGUUUAUAUUGGGUAAAUUUUCUGAGGAGGAUGAAUCCGAAUUACAUUUAACUGCAUUUAUUAUCCCAACACAACAUACAUUAUACAUACCACCAUAUACAAUACAUUCAAAUGAUUAUCUCCAAGGUAGAUGGAGAACAAUGCUAUCUGAUGCCGAUAUUGAUCGUGUUCUGUUAACAUGUGAGAGAGAUGUUGGAAAUUUAGAACCAUUUUCAUUCCACUUUCCAGGUAAGUGCGCAUCCAGCGCGGAUUCUAGUACUUUCAUAUAAUAAAGCAUGAACCAUAGUUUUCAUAACCCAUUUAAUAUCCAUUCCUGUAUGGCAUGAGUCUUCACAGAUGCAAAUUCUGAACAUUUUAGACAACUGAAUGCACACAUAGCAUCCGAUAUGCAAAGACAUGUUAUCUGUCUUUUCACUCACUUGGCAGCGAAUUUUUUAUUUGACUCUUCUUCAAAAUGGCACACUUCUCGUAAUUAAUGUCGAAAAACUGCUAUAUAUUAUUUGAUUAUCAGCAGCAGACACAUUCUAUCCCGC